AUGAAACCAGACAUGGAGACUGAUCCUGGGUCAGCUCCACUGGAGGUGGGAGACAAAGGCCUGACACAGAUCUUGGCACAUGUAAUUGCUGAGGUGAGAGGCUCUAUUAAUAAAGAUAUAAAUGGAGCUGAACUAUUGUACGGUCUUCUCAAUGCCCCCUGGUUGCAGUCACUACUAAAGGUGUAUGAAUGUCUACAGAGGCAUCUAAAGGGUCCAGCCAGACCAUAUGUCUCAUAUUCAUCUGGACUCUCUCUACAGAUUCUAUCUGACCUUCUGGCAAUCCCAAACCCCUCAAAUGAAGCUAGAGAACUAUAUGCCCUCCUCGGUCAGCCACACCUACAGGCUCUGCUGUCGGCUCAUGACACAGUAAGCCUAAAGGACUAUGAACCAGAUCUGCCACCAUUGCCAAACGACUUACCUGAAGAUGAGGAGGCCAUGAGGAUUGUUUGCUUGGUCAAAAACAAUCAGCCUCUGGGAGCGACAAUCAGGAGAGAUGAUGUUACAGGGGAAAUCUAUAUUGCUCGAGUUAUACAUGGAGGACUUGCUGACCGCAGUGGUCUCUUGCAUGCUGGAGACAGGCUGGUGGAGGUAAAUGGUCAACCUGUGUUUGGACUGGAACCAGAGCAGAUCAUACAGAUUCUGGCCCACUCCCAUGGAACUAUAAUGUUUAAGGUGGUUCCCAUCACUGACAGGCCAGUCAACAACCAAACCAUGCUGUAUGUGCGUGCGAUGGUGGACUACAGUCCUCAAGCAGACCCUUCCAUUCCCUGUGCAGAUGCCGGUAUGGCAUUCAGAAAGGGCGAUAUCCUAGAGAUCGUGGAUCAGUCAGACAGUCUCUGGUGGCAAGCUGUAAAACUGCCCAGCACCUCUGCGUGCGCUGGUCUCAUUCCCUCCACCAGCUUGCUGAAAAGGAAGCAGAAAGAGUUCUGGUGGUCUCAGCCUUAUCAUCCUCACACUUGUGUCAAAAGCUUGAGCACAGUAGAUGAAGAGGACGACAUGAUUGCCAUAGAUGAAAAAUGUGUAGAAGCAGAUGAGGAGGCUUUUGAAUCUGAAGAGCUUAAGGAUGAGGAGAGUGAAUUCAGCACCAACAUUGAGGGGAUUUAUUUGACUGGAUUUCGUCGAAGUUUGCGUCUCUGUCGUCGGCGAAGGGGUCAGGCUUUUGGCACGUCUCAGUUCUGCACCCUUCGCUGCCCUGCCAGCUGCUACAGUUCACUAUCAAACCCUUAUGAGGACGUGGUGCGAUACCAACACCAUCCAGAACACACACACCGCCUCAUAGUACUGAUAGGUCCGUCUGGUGUCGGUGUGAAUGAGUUACGCAGGAGGCUGAUUGAGAUCAAUCCAAAGGUCUACCAAGGAGCCGUUCCUCAUACCACGCGGCUACCCAAAUGCCAUGAGGAAGCUGGCAGAGAAUAUCAUUUCGUCAGCCGAGAGCAGUUCGACAGCAUGGUGUGCAGUCACAGGUUUAUUGAGUUCGGGGAGUUGAGAGGUCAUCUCUAUGGCAUUAGUGUGGAUGCAGUUAAAGAUGUCUUGGCAAGUGGGAAGAUCUGUGUGAUUGACAUUGAGCCAUAUGCACUGGAGUCAGUGAGGACCCCCGAGCUGAGGGCCUACGUCAUCUUUAUAAAGCCUCCUACUGUUGAGCAGAUGAAGCGCACUCGGAUGAACUCCAAUAUCAUCACAAAUUACUACACAAGCCGACCUUUUAGGGAUGAAGAUUUUCUGGAGAUUGAGGACGCGGGGCGCAAGAUGGAGCAGCAUUACUGUCAGUUCUUUGAUCAUGUGAUUGUAAACGACGGGCUCCAGGCGGCAUGUGUGCAGCUGCUGACCGCAGUGAGAAGAGCUCAGGAUGAGCCGCAGUGGGUACCGACCUCAUGGAUCAGACCAACUGACCAGUCCUAACAUCAACAGACACGAUCAGAGGAGCUCAGGGAUACGACAUGACUGCAGAUGGACAUCAAUAUGCAAAACAAACUGUUUUUUAAAUCUUUUAAAGCGACGACAAUGUGUGUUUGUCUGUAGUAAUGUUAGUCUUAAUACAAAGGUUGUGUAUUUUUU
Messenger RNA from Danio aesculapii, 2055 nucleotides. It is a transcript of the gene mpp4b, whose product is annotated as MAGUK p55 scaffold protein 4b. The transcript has 21 exons. Gene Ontology annotation, molecular function: protein binding. NCBI's taxonomy places the organism in Eukaryota, Metazoa, Chordata, Actinopteri, Cypriniformes, Danionidae. The record is from RefSeq and is a predicted model, not a curated record. Bases 1 to 1899 code for a protein of 632 amino acids. Gene Ontology annotation, cellular component: plasma membrane; adherens junction.